This is a messenger RNA of Patiria miniata (bat star), 708 nucleotides long. RefSeq lists its product as uncharacterized. The transcript is spliced from 4 exons. The record is from RefSeq and is a predicted model, not a curated record. NCBI's taxonomy places the organism in Eukaryota, Metazoa, Echinodermata, Asteroidea, Valvatida, Asterinidae. Bases 1 to 708 code for a protein of 235 amino acids.
AUGACAAACGAUAUAUUCAUCCAGUCAGAGUCCGUGUCAUCGCUCAAGACGCAUCCACGGAAGUGUAUUCAAAUAGGCAAGAACACCAAAGUCAUCAAUACGGGAACCAUUGACGUUACUCCUGCCCUCAGAUGUGAAGCCAUGCAGAUGGUUCUACCUUCCAGAGCUGACUUCACAUCUAUUCGCAAUAUCAAAACAUCUCCACUGAAGAAAAUAGUCUCCGUAGAGGGACAAGUUGUUGCCCAAGGAAUACCCCAGACAGUACAGGCAAAAAGAAGAAACACUGUUGUGAAGAACAUCUCAGUGCGUGGUGGCGGGGACAAAUGCAGGGUUGCAUUAUGGCGAGACAAGACAGAACGGGACAUCAAUGUUGGAGACUACCUCCAGAUCACCAAUGUGCUAACCUGUCAGUUUCAGGAUGACAUCUACGUGUCUUCAACAAGAGAUAGUGAAAUUCAGAACGUCGAUGGCCCAGUUGAUGCAGCUGCAGAAAUUACAGUCAUCGGAUACGAGGACUUCGGUGACACCCUGAAACUAACAUCAGAUGAAGAUGGCUACUUUACGUAUGACAUCAAGUUGGAUACACUUAAGGCAGUCUUCAACGUUGACGCAGAGGAAGUAACACUCGAAUUGAGUACUAGAAUACCGUUUAAGUGCCAAGUACUUCCUAGUGGGGAAAAUCCAAGUUACUUCUCGCUUUCUCUGUGA